AUGUCAGUAAUCACUACCAAUACAAUUACAACUCCAACUUCAAAUACCAUUCCAAUAAAAUUACCAUCAAUUACAGAAUUAACGAAAAGUCAUAAUAAGAAUUCAAACAUUCCAUUAAUAAACUCAAUUACUACAACAUCGCCAACUUCAAACCCUUUAAAUAACGGAAAUAACCACUUAAAUAAUUCAUCAAAAUCGCCAAGAUUCCCAGCAAAUGGAUAUAAUAAAAAUAAUACUUCUUUACCAAGUAUUUUACAACAAAAAGAAAUUUUAAAUAAUAAUUAUAAUAAUGUUCAUAAUAAUAAUAAUAACUUGAAUAAUUCUAUAUCAGACUCAAAUGAUUCUAAUGAUGUCGGAUUCAAAAUUCCACCCAUAAAACCAAAUACCCCAACUUCAAAUUACGUAUUUUCAAAUUCAAAUAAUAAUCAAAAUAAUAAUGGAUUUAAUAAAUUACCAUCACCAGCUUUACCUUAUCAUCAAAAUUCAAGUAAUAAUAACAAUACCAAUACGGUCCCACCUCAAUUACCAUUGAUUUCUAAAAACAGUAUUGGUAGCCAACAAAUUCCAAGUCCAAGUCAAUUAGCUAAUCAACAUAGAGGUUCUUAUUCAUCUUCAUCUUCAUCUUCAUCAACUAGUCCGCAUAUUCAUUUUCAAAAACAUACUAACAUCAACACUUUACAACAAUCCCCAAUAAGUUACACCCCUCAACAACAACCCUUAUUACAUAGAAGUUCAACUUCAUUACCACAAUAUUUACCUCAACAACAAUUACAACAACAACAACCUAUUCCACAACAACAAUUAGUAGCCCCAUCAUAUCCAGAUAUAAAUUACAGACCAGUAAAUAAAUGUCAUAGAUGUGGAACAACUGAAACUCCAGAAUGGAGAAGAGGUCCAAAAGGUGUAAGAACUUUAUGUAAUGCUUGUGGAUUAUAUCAUGCAAAAUUAGUUAAAAGAAAAGGUGCAUUAUUAGCUGCUGAGGAAGUAUUAAAUAAUAGAGUUACCAAAGGUAAGAAUGGUAGAAGAAUUAGUGUUAAAAAACAUAACAACAACAACAACGCUCAUCUCAAUCAUACUAUUAAUAGUUAUGGAUUACAUCCUCAAAAUCAACAAUCUUAUCAUCAAUCUCCACCAUUACAUCAACAACCACAACAACAUCAAUAUAUUCCAUCAAACCCUUAUAAUAUAAUACAUGCUCAUUCAGUUUCAACUAUACCAGCUCCACCUCCACCACAACAUUCACAAUCACAACCAAUUAUAAUUCAUAAUCAUAAUGAACGUAAAUUUUCAUUACCUCCACCUGUUAUAAAUUACCGUCAUAAUAAUAAUAAUAAUAAUAUUAAUCAUAAUUCAAAUUUGCAUUAUAUUCCAUCAUUUCCUUUAGUUCGUCAUUAA
Molecule: messenger RNA, 1395 nt
Organism: Lodderomyces jiufengensis
Lineage: Eukaryota; Fungi; Ascomycota; Pichiomycetes; Serinales; Debaryomycetaceae
Gene: BRG1
Product: GATA-type transcription factor BRG1
Exons: 1
Coding region: 1-1395 (464 amino acids)
Biological process (GO): regulation of DNA-templated transcription
Molecular function (GO): sequence-specific DNA binding; zinc ion binding
Source: RefSeq, a predicted model, not a curated record